Protopolystoma xenopodis is the source of this 276-nucleotide messenger RNA. The record is from the annotation of a GenBank genome assembly. NCBI's taxonomy places the organism in Eukaryota, Metazoa, Platyhelminthes, Monogenea, Polystomatidea, Polystomatidae.
AUGGAGCUGAAUGCACUGGCGACUGCCGCUGAACUGAUGACGGACACUCGCGGCCGAGGGCCCGACAACCCUCAUGCUCAGGUCAACUGUGACCUGCAGAACAGGCUGGUCCGCCUACAGGACAAGGUGGCUGAGAUCAGCACGGACUUCAACUGUUGCCAGGAGCUUGAUCAGACCUUUCGGCAACCUGUCAGUCUGGCCACCAAAUCUGUCAGCUUUCUAAAACUAGUUGCCAGAGUAACAGUUCAACUCAUCAGCAAAAAUGAUCCAGACUGA